CUGGCCUGGCCUGGCUCCCCAUUAGUAUAUUCAUUCUCCUCCUACUAUAUUAUAUCUCUGGCAACUGGCCGCCUUAUUUUUGCGGGUUCUGGAAAUGAAAUCCCAGAUGUUGAAACGCCACUGCCAAAGUUUCAUGUUUCUGGCCGCACUACUUCCUGUUUGUCUGGAACUCAUCGGUCACCAUACUGCUUCGGCAGAGAUCAAAGAAAACACUUACAUUGUUCUAAUGGACACCUCACACAGUUCCUCCCGGUUUGAAGAAGACCAUCUUGGUUGGUACGAUUCCACCCUCCAAUCUGUUUCUGAAACUGGGGGUAGUAAGAAGCUUAUUAUGUAUGCCUACAAGAAUGCAAUCUCUGGAUUCGCGACUAGAUUAACGUCGCGGGAAGCUAUGGCCCUGAGACAGCGGCCGGAGGUACUCGGCGUGCAGCUGGAAACCAAGUACGACCUUCAUACCACCCGUACACCGUUGUUCUUGGGCAUCGACAAGAGCACAUACUUUUCCGUCGCGCCGCCGACUAAUCUGAAGAUGAGUGAUGUAGUGAUUGGGGUUUUGGACACAGGGGUAUGGCCCAAGAGUGCGAGUUUCAAUGACACUGAAUUUGGGCCGGUUCCAAAGACAUGGAAUGGAACGUGUGAAACGGGCAGGGAUUUCAACUGCAAUAAAAAGCUGAUCGGCGCGAUGUCCUUCCACAAAGGCUACAAAGCCGCACUAGCUACGACUAACCAGCCGAUGGAAGAGUUGAUGUCGCCGCGAGACUUCGACGGCCAUGGCACCCACACGGCUUCAACCGCUGCCGGAUCUCUAGUUUACGGUGCGAGCCUUUUCGAUUUCGCUGCCGGAACUGCUCGUGGAAUGGCCCCGAAGGCUCGACUGGCAGUGUACAAAGUCUGCUGGCUGGAAGGUUGUUUCGACUCCGACGUACUGGCGGGCAUGGAACAGGCAAUUCAAGACAAAGUCAACAUCCUUUCAUUGUCCAUCGGCGGAGCCAUGAAAUCGUACGACAAAGAUGUGAUUGCCACCGGAGCUUUCGCUGCGAUGGAGAGGGGAAUCUUUGUCUCAUGCUCCGCCGGAAACAGUGGCCCUGCAUACUUCACCGUGUCCAACCUUGCACCUUGGAUUACAACCGUUGGUGCCGGGACUCUGGACCGCGAUUUUCCGGCGUCAGUGAGUCUAGGAAACGGGGAGACCUUCACCGGUGCUUCACUGUAUAAUGGCCCGUCACUGCCUAAAAAGAUGCUCCCGUUUAUCUACGGCGGGAACGCCACCAUAUCCAUCAAAAACUCCACCGCAGGGACACUGUGUAUGGAGGGCAGUUUGGAUGCGAAGAAGGUGGCGGGCAAAAUUGUACUUUGCGACCGCGGAGGAAAUUCUAGGGUUGCAAAGGGUGCAGCGGUAAAAAAAGCCGGUGGCAUUGGUAUGGUGUUGGCAAACACCGCCGAAAAUGGGGAAGAACUGGUGGCGGACGCCCACUUGGUUGCAGCCACGGCGGUUGGUGAAAAAGACGGCGACAAAAUCAGGAAUUACUUGAUGUCGAACUCUAAUAAUGCAACGGCCACUAUCGCCAUCGAGGGAACAAAAGUGGGAAUAGAAGUUAAAGAACCAUUCCCUGUAGUGGCGGCGUUCAGUUCGCGGGGCCCGAACCCAUUGACUCCUCAAAUACUUAAACCGGAUAUCAUCGCGCCCGGAGUCAACAUCUUAGCCGGGUGGACCGGUUCGGUGGGUCCAACAGGGUUACAGGAUGACACCAGAAAGACAGAUUUCAACAUCAUUUCUGGCACCUCGAUGUCCUGCCCUCACGUGAGUGGCUUAGCGGCCGUGCUUAAAGGGGUCCACCCGACCUGGAGCCCCGCCGCAAUCCGCUCGGCACUCAUGACCACCGCUUACAGCAACUACAAGAGCGGCAGGCCGCUGAUCGAUGCGGCGACGAGGAAGGCGGCAACUCCUUUUGAUUUCGGGGCGGGUCACGUUGAACCGGCAUCGGCUAUUGACCCAGGUCUGGUGUACGACAUUGACGUCAAAGAUUACCUUGAUUUCUUGUGUGCAUCGGGAUACACGCAGUCUCAAAUCAUCACUCUGAUCAAAAGAAACUUCAAUUGCCCACCGGGCAAGAAGUUCAGCGUCACAGAUCUGAACUACCCUUCCUUCGCUGUUUGGUAUAAUCGCACAACCGGAAAGGGCGGCGGAAGCUACACGAGAACACUCACCAACGUCGCGGCAGAACCCGGAACGUACAAUUACAAAGUCCCUGUUAAGGUAGAUAACAGCAGUUUGGUCAAUGUGUCGGUGCAACCGGAUACCCUCUUGUUCAGUCAGAUAAACGAGAAGAAAACGUACAAAGUAACUUUCAGUGCUUCAGCAAACGGGUAUCCGGACACGGGCAUCAUGUCCGGGAGACUCGCAUGGACUGCUGGGAAGUAUAUUGUGGGAAGUCCCUUGGCCAUUUUAUGGACUACCUGAAUCACUUAGCUUCCCACCAUGCAUAACAUACGCUCGCAUUUCAAUUUUGAUGUACGCAUGUGUGCUAUACUUAUAUCGUUAUAAUUUGUACUCUGUAUUUCUUUCAAUAUCGUGUUAUACCAUGCAUAACAUACCCUCGC
Molecule: messenger RNA, 2601 nt
Organism: Cuscuta europaea
Lineage: Eukaryota; Viridiplantae; Streptophyta; Magnoliopsida; Solanales; Convolvulaceae
Source: the annotation of a GenBank genome assembly